UAAGCUUUCAGAUCAGCUGUGGACAGACAGAGUAAACCAACCUGCAUGCUUUUUUUCUGCAGAUAACUAAAUGGAUAGGAAAGGAAUAUAAAGAUACGAACUAACUAGAAGACCCUGAGCAGACAGAGGAAAGGAAAAAGGAAGCUUUUUUAUUUAAAAAAAAAUCUGUGUUGCAAAACUGUGUCUUGUUGGAGAAAGUAUUGUUCUCUACUCCGUGCAUGUUUUACAUUGGAGAAGUGCAUUGGUGCUUUUAAUCGGCCAGACGCGGUCUAGUUUCCAAGCGGAGCCGCAAGACAACACCAGAGACAUGAUUUUGAGACUGGGCUCGGUUGUUGGCGUUGCUGCUUUUUGUUUACAUGCGUUAUUGUUGUGGUUUUAUGCAAAGGUGGUGGAGGGAACCGGUCAGUUCGAGUUGGACAUCUUAUCGAUGAACAACCGGAACGGCGAGCUUCUUAACGGGCAGUGUUGUGACGGUUCACGGAUCACCGGGGAUCGGAAAUGCAGGAUGGAUGAGUGUGAUACGUAUUUUAAAGUGUGUUUGAAGGAAUACCAGUCGCGGGUCUCGGCUGCAGGACCGUGCAGUUUCGGGUCCGGAUCUACGCCUGUCCUGGGAGGAAAUGUGUUUUCUUUGAAGAGCUCUGCGAGGAAUGAAAGAUCCAGGAUUGUUUUGCCGUUCAGUUUUGCCUGGCCAAGGUCAUACACGUUGAUAGUGGAAGCCAUGGACGCUAAUAACGACACGAGUGGUGGUGAUGGUCAGGUGAUUGAGAAGGCGUCCCACUCUGGGAUGAUCAACCCCAGCCAUCAGUGGCAGAAGCUCAGCCACAACGGUCCUAUUGGUCAGUUCGACUAUCAGAUCCGGGUCAGCUGUGACGAGCACUACUACGGCUUCGGAUGCAACAAGUUCUGCCGACCCCGAGACGUGUUCUUCGGGCACUACACCUGCGACUACAACGGGAAUAAGACCUGUCUGGAGGGCUGGUCUGGACUAGAAUGUAACACACCUAUCUGUAGGCAGGGCUGCAGUACAGAACAUGGACACUGCAAAGAGCCAGAUGACUGCAAGUGUCUGUAUGGCUGGCAGGGGCAGUACUGUGACCAGUGUAAUCCUCACCCUGGCUGUAUCCAUGGAACCUGUGUUGAACCAUGGCAGUGUCUGUGUGAUACCAACUGGGGAGGACAUCUCUGUGACAAAGAUCUGAACUUCUGUGGGACCAAACAGCCCUGUCUGAACGGAGGAACCUGCAGCAACACGGGACCUGACAAAUACCAGUGUUCCUGUGUUGAGGGCUACUCUGGAGUCAACUGUGAGAGGGCAGAGCAUGCGUGUCUGUCCAACCCCUGCUCUAAUGGAGGGAGCUGUGUCGAGACCAGUCAGGGUUAUGGGUGUGUAUGUGGAGCGGGUUGGAGCGGACCCUCCUGUAGCAUCAAUGUUGAUGAGUGCUCUCCUAACCCCUGUAACCACGGUGGGACCUGUCAGGAUCUGGUUCAUGCUUAUAAGUGUCACUGUCCUCCUCAGUGGACCGGCAAGACCUGUCGCAUAGAUGCCAACGAAUGCGACAGCAAGCCCUGUGUCAACGCCAACUCCUGCCGCAACCUGAUUGGUGGAUACUUCUGCGAGUGUGACGCUGGUUGGACGGGGCUGAACUGUGACAUCAAUCUCAACGACUGUAAAGACCAGUGCCACCACGGAGGAACCUGCAUGGACUUGGUGAACGGGUACCGCUGUGUAUGUCCUGCGGGUUACUCUGGAGACCACUGUGAGAGAGAUGUGGAUGAAUGUGCCGGCGCUCCCUGUCUGAACGGCGGGCGAUGCCAAGACCAGGUCAACGGAUUCACCUGCCUCUGUCUGGCCGGGUUCUCUGGACAUUUCUGCCAAUUGGAUAUAGACUACUGCUUCGCCAACCCCUGUCAGAACGGUGCUCUAUGCUUCAACGUGGCUAAAGACUACUACUGUGGCUGUUCAGAAGACUAUGAGGGAAAAAACUGCUCUCACCUCAAAGACCACUGUCACACCACCACGUGCAAAGUGAUUGACAGCUGCACGGUUGCCGUGGGAUCCAACAGUACCCCUGGAGGAGAGCGGUACAUCUCCUCCAACGUGUGUGGUCCUCACGGACGCUGUCGGAGCCAGGCUGGAGGACAGUUCAGCUGUGACUGUCAGGAGGGCUUCAGAGGCACAUACUGUCACGAGAAUAUUAAUGAUUGUGAGAGCAGCCCGUGUGGUACUGGAGGAACCUGUAUAGAUAAAGUCAGUGUGUACCAGUGUAUCUGUGGAGACGGCUGGGAGGGGGACCACUGUGAGAUCAAUAUAGAUGACUGCAGCACUAGUCCAUGUCAUAAUGGAGGAACAUGUCGAGACCUGGUGACUGAUUUCUUCUGUGAGUGUAUGAACGGCUGGAAGGGGAAGACCUGCCACUCCCGUGAGAGCCAGUGUGACGAGGUUAACUGUAACAACGGAGGGACAUGUCAUGAUGAGGGAGACACCUUCCAGUGCAAGUGUUCCCCUGGAUGGGAGGGGGCUACGUGUAAUAUAGCUAAGAACAGCAGCUGUCUUCCUAACCCCUGUCAGUACGGGGGAACAUGUGUGACCAUUGGGGACUCCUUCACCUGCGUCUGCAAGGAGGGCUGGGAGGGAGACACCUGUAAACAGAAUACCAACGACUGUAAUCCCCACCCAUGUUAUAACAGUGGGACCUGUGUGGAUGGUGAUAACUGGUAUCGAUGUGAGUGCACUCCAGGGUUCGCUGGGCCAGACUGCAGGAUCAAUAUCAACGAAUGCCAGUCCUCGCCGUGUGUGUUUGGUGCUACCUGUGUUGAUGAAAUCAAUGGCUUCCACUGCCUGUGUCCCCAAGACCGAUCAGGACCACGUUGUCAGGACGUGACAGGGAGACCGUGCUCAGGGAACAGUCGUGUCACCCCUGAUUUAGCCAAGUGGGAUGAGGACUGCAACACCUGCCAGUGCUUUAAUGGGAAGGUUGUCUGUACUCGAAUAUGGUGUGGCCUUAGGUCCUGCCGAGUUAAAGGCCACGGUAGCAGAGGAGGUGGGGUCGGGUGUCUGUCUGGUCAGAGCUGUGUACCAAUCAGGGAGGAGCAGUGUUUCAUCCGACCGUGUCUGGGUCAGGGGGAGUGCCACCCCUCCUCUCCACCGCCCAACAAAUGCCACCCCAGCUCCGGUUACCACGACAACAGCUGUGCUAACGUAACACUUACGUUCACCAAAGAGACCAUGCCCAAAGGUCUGAGUAUUGAGGCAGUGUGUAAGCAGCUGAGACAACUGUACGUGGUCAAGAAUGUGUCCUCUGAGUAUUCUGUUUCCAUAACCUGUGACCCUUCAACCUCUGCCAGCAACGAGAUCCAUCUCAGCAUCUACACAGUGGACCAGUGGAUGGACAAUUCACCUAUAAAGGAGAUAACAGAGAGGAUCAUCGAUCUGGUGUCUAAACGCCAUGGCAACAACAGCAUCAUCACCGCCAUUGCUGAGGUCAGAGUGCAGCGGACGCCGAGCACUAGCCACACCGACUACAUGGUCCCCCUCCUCUCUUCAGUCUUCAUCGUCUUGUGGAUCCUGGUGCUGGUCUCCGUCUUCCUGUACUGCAUGCAUCGCCGGCGGAAACAUGGCAACGGAGCCUCGUCGUCCGCUGCGACAGAUGACAACACCACCAACAACGUCCGUGAGCAGCUCAACCAGAUCAAGAAUCCCAUCAACGUGAAACACGCCGGCAGCGGCCAUCUUACGACGUCGGUGGUCAUCAAAGACUACGAGGAUAAAAACUUGAUCGUCGCCAAGGUACGAACACACCACCGCCCUGAGGGGGAGGAGGACGACGAUAAAGAGAUACAGCUAGGGAAUAAAGGACGCUUUGUGGUUACAGCCAAACAGCCUGCCUACACACUGGUGGAGCGGGAGGAUCAGGGCCUCAAUGGAGGCCUGGGGGCCAACGGGCCCAGCGACGGGGACGUCAGGACCGCGGUGCAGCCCAACGACGGGGACGUCAGGACCGCGGUGCAGCCCAGCUCCAAACACCCUAACUGGGUUAAUAAACAGGACAACAGAGCCCUGGAGACGGCACACAGCAUCAACAGGAUGGACUACAUCGUAUAGCAGGAAAUUAUAUAGCAGGAGGCAGGAAGUAGCAUGUAAACCCUGUGUAAAGAAUUCCCCCUUCCUGGACGUUAUGGUCAUCCCGGCAAGGUGGUUCUUCUGAUACGCUGUGUUGACACUGUUUUCGUGCAACCAUUGAUCUUAGUGAAGAGGACCAGGGGGGGGGAUGUUCUGGGAUUUGUAGUUCCUAAACUGUAGCGUCAUUAUUCUGUGACUACAAGGUUUGUUGUUUGGAUGAAUGAAUCCAUGGCUGCAUCAGAUGUGGUACCCUAUUCCCUGUGUAGUGCACUACUUUUGACCAGGGCCCUAUGGGUUUGAUGCACAAUGUAGGGAUUAGAGUGCCAUUUGGGACAUUUCCCAUGACUGUUAAUUUAAGUUUGGACAAGCUGGCUACACUGGCAGAAAAGGUUGAGGCUGAGAACCAGGCGCUGUGUUUUCAUAUUUCAACACUUAUUACCUAAUAUUAUUACCUAAUAAUAAGUGCACUACUUUUGACCAGCACCCAUAGGGCUCCCUCCCAUAGGACUCCUCCUAUAGGGCUCCCUCCCAUAGGACUCCUCCCAUAGGGCUCCCUCCCAUAGGACUCCUCCCAUAGGACUCCUCCCAUAGGGCUCCCUCCCAUAGGGCUCCUCCCAUAGGACUCCUCCCAUAGGG
Molecule: messenger RNA, 4756 nt
Organism: Oncorhynchus tshawytscha (Chinook salmon)
Lineage: Eukaryota; Metazoa; Chordata; Actinopteri; Salmoniformes; Salmonidae
Product: protein jagged-1b
Exons: 26
Coding region: 308-4102 (1264 amino acids)
Biological process (GO): cell communication; heterophilic cell-cell adhesion; multicellular organism development
Cellular component (GO): plasma membrane; protein-containing complex
Molecular function (GO): calcium ion binding; Notch binding
Source: RefSeq, a predicted model, not a curated record